Molecule: messenger RNA, 1612 nt
Organism: Colletotrichum navitas
Lineage: Eukaryota; Fungi; Ascomycota; Sordariomycetes; Glomerellales; Glomerellaceae
Product: 2OG-Fe(II) oxygenase superfamily protein
Exons: 6
Coding region: 133-1239 (368 amino acids)
Source: RefSeq, a predicted model, not a curated record
AAACACACACACACACUCUCUCUCUAUAUAUUAUAUAUACCCAACGAUCACCGAUGUGGAUGGGCCUGUCUGUGCAUCCGAAAGACGACGUAUUAAUAUCCGUACCAGAUCACAUCCCGCUUGAGUCCAGAAAUGGCUACCAUGACAGAAACACAGAGGGUGCCGAUUGGCAAGAAGCGGAUCUUCUUGAAUAGCUACGAUGGCCCGACGUACAGAUUAGUGUCCGCUAACCCGCCGCGCGAUUGCACGCCUGAUGAGAUCCCUAUCAUCGAUCUGGAAGGGAUGAAUGGAGACCUUGAUGCCCGCAAGAGCGUCGCUCGUGCGAUCUUAUAUGCGGCGGAAACGAGCGGGUUCUUCUACAUAAAGAACCACGGUAUUCCGGAGCACGUCACAGAUGCCGCUCAUAAGAAGGGCAUAGAGUUCUUUAAACUGCCAGAGGAGCAAAAGCGAAGGCUGGAGUCAAGUACCUCGGCCUACGGGUAUUGUGGCUUCCGGGAACGGCAGGCCAACCCGGCCGAGACCAAGGACAGGAAAGAGGCCUUCAUGUGCCACUACGAGCCCGAGUUUGACCCCCUCCACGAGGGCGUCCUCGAUCAAGUGCCCGCGCACGUCAGGCAGCAUCUCCCCAAGGAAGACUUUGACUGGGUCGACGAGGGGAGCUCUGCUGUGCUCCCGGGAUUCAAGUCAUCAGUGCUAGCCCACUGGCGUGCGUGCCUGGCGCUUUCGCGCCGUCUGAUACGCAUCAUCGCCCUGGCCCUCGACCUCCCCGAGGACCACUUCGAUCCCUUGACAACUUACCCCGGCGGCGAUUUCGCGAUAAACUUUUACCCGGGCCACGGCGACCAGCCGGUCCAAGACCCGGACGAGGUUGGGGUCGGCGCGCAUACGGACCUGCAAAUCCUGACCCUUCUGUGGCAGGACGGGCAUAGGGGCCUGCAGGUGCUCAAUGGGGCGGGGGAAUGGGUGUGGGCACCGCCCAUCAGCGGCACGUUUGUCGUCAACAUUGGCGACUUCUUCAUGCGAAUGACCAACGACAGGCUGAGCUCCACAGUCCAUCGGGUAAUCCAGCAUGGCAGAGAAGAUAGGAUCUCGAUGCCCUUCUUCUUCGGAUUCAAUUUCGACCAGAAACUUGGCGUUCUGCCAACUUGCGUUGACGAGAAUACCCCAGCCAAGUACAAACCUGUAACAUGCGGUGAGCUUAUUGCGAAGCGCUUGGCCCUGGCGGAAACCACUGCCUAGCGAGACUGCUUGGGCAUUCGCCUCGUGGAGUUGGGCCGCAGGAACACGCGUUGGAGAAUCCGAAUCAGGUCAUCUCGAUUGUAGUGGGCUGGCUGCUCUCAAAAGUAAAGUCCGUCUUUCGGGUUUCUCGGGUCGACGCGCAUACCAUUGGUGAAUGGAAAGUCAGCAGGAUCCCGAUUGUCGCGGUAUUUACUAUGUACUCUGUACCAGGUGGACGGCGGUGGACGGUGGUGGACGGUGGUGGACGGUGGUGGACGGCGGUGGACAAGAGCCCCACCCAGACGCUCGGCCCUCUCCCAAGAAGGAGAGACCGUUCAAUGUCAGCGAUUACUAUACAUAGUCACGAAUCAGGAGCCCUGGGAAACUGUGGAUU